UGUGUGUGUGUGUGUGUGUGUGUGUUGCGGCGGUGGGCGGGGUUUCGCGCUCACACUAAAUAUUCAAAAUGGCGAACAGAGGAUCAACGACUCAAGAUGAGAGCUCGACUGCAGAUCUGAGCAAAGGCAGCAUGGAGAACGGCGCACAUGGAGCUCAGGCCAACGGUCUGGCUGGCCACAAACCGAGCGGCCAAGCAGCGGUCAGCGGCGUUCAGACGCAGGAGCUGCUCCAGCAGUUGAGCAUGACUCCAGCGCAGCUGUUGCAGACGCAGACGCAGCUCCUGGCCGCAGGUCAACAGAGCAGCACCACCGGAGCCAGUAUCUCCGCCUCCGCGGCCACGCCCAUCACACUGUCCCAGCCCAUUCAGAUCGCGUCUCCGCAGGGCUUGAACCUGCAGCAGUUUGUCUUGGUCCAGCCGGGUCACUCCCUCAGUCCUCAGUUUCAGCCGCAGUUCAUCAUAUCUCCGUCUCCUCAGGGUCAGACCGGUCUCCUGCAAGCUCAGAGUGUCCUGACGCAUCUACCUCACAGCCCAGCGCAGAGCAGCCUCGCCCUCACCGCGCAGGCUGCUACACCGACGCGGAAGAUCGCAGCGAUGCCGGCUCCAGCGGCCGCUCCGAAGCGCAUCGACGCUCUGUGUGUGGAGGAGGCCAGCGACCUCGAGGAGCUCGAGCUGUUCGCCAAGAGCUUCAAACAGAGACGCAUCAAGCUGGGCUUCACUCAGGGAGAUGUGGGGCUGGCGAUGGGGAAACUCUACGGAAACGACUUCAGUCAGACCACCAUCUCCAGAUUCGAGGCCUUGAACCUGAGCUUCAAGAACAUGUGCAAACUCAAACCUCUGCUGGAGAAAUGGCUGAACGACGCAGAGCACAUGUCUGCGGACUGCGUGGUGUCGAGUGCGAGCGAGAUGUCUCCGGGUCUCUGCGAGAGUCUAAACCGCCGCCGCAAGAAGCGCACCAGCAUCGAGACCAGCAUCCGUCUGGCGUUAGAGAAGAGCUUCCUGGAGCAGAGUCAGAAGCCCUCGUCGGAGGAGAUCACGCUGAUCUCGGAUCAGCUGCACAUGGAGAAGGAGGUGGUGCGCGUCUGGUUCUGUAACCGCAGACAGAAGGAGAAGCGGAUCAAUCCUCCCAGCAGCGGCGGCUCGUCCGGAUCAGCCCUCCGAACCAUCUACAGCAGCGCCUCGGCCGCGGUGUCCAGCGGCACGAGCACACUGACGGUCAGUCCUGUGGUUUCUCUGAGCAGCAGCAACAUCUCUAACCUGACGUUCAGCGGCGGAGCUCUGGGUCAGGUGACGUCGAACGCACCCACCGUCAUCUCCAUGGCCACUCCUACUCCGAUCAUGACAUCAUCCUCCCUCAGCUCAUCCACCACUGCUGUCAAACAGGGAGGGGCGGUUUCCUCGGCGACAACGGUCACGCAGGGGGCGGGGCAGCUGCUGGUGACGGGCACAGGACUGGGCGGAGCUAAUCUGACGGCCUUCGCGGGUUUGAACCCGACGAUCAUAACACCGUCGCAGCUGAUCCAAGGCGGGGCGCUGCUGAGUUUGAGUCCUGCGCUGAUGAACAACAACCUGCUGGCCACCAUCCAGGCUCUGGCGUCUGGCGGCGCUUUUCCUCUGACCUCCAUCGACGGAAACACCAGCCUGCUAUUCGCCAACACCAGCACGGGAAACCCCGCCCCCAGCCUGGUGACCACGCCCCUCUUCCUCAACCCGUCCAGCUUCUCUCUGCUGCCGGCCAAUCUGCUGUCGGCGGGCGGGGCCGGAGGCGGAGCUCUCAACCUGCUGAUGAGUGGUGUCGUCGCGGCGGCGACAGAGUGUUGUGGUGGUCUCGGGGGUGGAGUGAGCGGUGUGGGUGUGGCUACGCCGUUUUCUGUGCUAUCACCAAAAACACUUGUGAACAAUCGUCUGCGUCGCACAUUUGAUGCUCAAGGAGACGGGGAGGAUGAAACUUAA
Messenger RNA from Cyprinus carpio (common carp), 1952 nucleotides. It is a transcript of the gene pou2f1a, whose product is annotated as POU class 2 homeobox 1a. The record is from RefSeq and is a predicted model, not a curated record. Gene Ontology annotation, biological process: regulation of transcription by RNA polymerase II. Gene Ontology annotation, molecular function: DNA-binding transcription factor activity, RNA polymerase II-specific; RNA polymerase II cis-regulatory region sequence-specific DNA binding. Lineage: Eukaryota; Metazoa; Chordata; Actinopteri; Cypriniformes; Cyprinidae.